Agrilus planipennis (emerald ash borer) is the source of this 715-nucleotide messenger RNA. RefSeq lists its product as uncharacterized. NCBI's taxonomy places the organism in Eukaryota, Metazoa, Arthropoda, Insecta, Coleoptera, Buprestidae. The record is from RefSeq and is a predicted model, not a curated record. The transcript has 3 exons. Bases 1 to 339 code for a protein of 112 amino acids.
AUGGGAAGGAGUAGAUUUAAAGGGAUUGCCUUCCGUCUGUAUAUUAAAAUUAAUAAUGAAACGUUCGUUCAAGGGGGUUGUUCAACGUUCGGCCAUUCGUGCUACGGUGGAAUGGGCAAGAGGGCAAACGAUGAGGAAGUAAAUGCAGAAGUUUUCCAGGAAAUAGAACAGGAUAAUCCUGAAAUAAUAUUUACCGGCCCCAGAAACAGUGAAGUUGAUGAAACAUGGGCUCCUGAACCAAAACUUUCGUUACAACAAUAUCGCCACUUUUCUCCCUAUUUAAAGCAAUGGUUAAGGAAAUACCUAGCAGAGAAGGAAUCCCUUCGCAGUGAAAACUAAAAAACACGUGCCAGAACAUCAUAUACAUAUAAUGAAAUGUAUUAUUAGAGUUACAUAAGCUGUAAAAUUUUAUCAUAAUCUUUUCUAGUCUUUUUCUGACGUUUGACGAAACGAAUAUACAUGCAAAGGUUGCAAUCAAUAUUUAAUACCUUUAUAACAUUCAUUUCAUGUCUGAUAACUGAUAAAUAAUAAGGUAUUAAAUGAACAACGUACAUAUCUCCUUGUUUAUAAUAAAUUAAUAAAUAAUUUAGAAAAAGAUGCUGAUGAACUUUUGCAUCCUAUUUUCGUUUCCUAUUCAAAUACUUUUACGUGUGCAAUACAAUUUUAUUAUGGUUGUGAUCAUUCAUUUAUAAAUGUUUUAAAAGACUAAAUAAAA